UCUCAAGGCAGGUCCACAUGAGUUUGUUUAGCGUGUCUUGAGGAACUCGGUGCUAGAGUAGGGUAAUGGUCUUACUCUGUUGGACAUGUGGUCAUUUUGGCUAAAUUAUACCGGGAAAAUGUUACUUUUCACAAUACUCCUAGCAACAGUGGUCCUUGAAUGCAAUGGACAGGACACGUUUUACUUCAGCACCAAGCCCCGAGACUUGGACGUGGUGGAAGAGACCGAGGUGAAAUUAAUGUGUGAUGUGUCCAAUCGGCGACACAUAAUCUUUCAGUGGAUAGAAAAUGGCAAACAGAUUGAAAACACUACAAGACGAUUCCAAGAAGAUAGUAAUAUGCGGAUUUUACGUGUAUCACGGGACGAGGACAUUGGACCCUUUCAGUGCAUAGCGACUAACGUGACAACAGGAUUCUCCCUCCAGAGCCUGGAGGCACACCUCAAUAUUCAAUGGAUUGCGGAGACGGCAGUGGUGGAACUGAAGCGGCCGAAGAAGGAGGAGCUCUCCCUUGGUGUGGACAUCAUCUUGAAGUGUGUUAUCACCGGCAACCCUGAGCCUUCCAUUCUGUGGUACCACAACAAGUUCAGGUUAUUCAAUACCGAGAGAGUGAAAAUUCUUGAUGGAGGAAGUAGAUUGAAAAUUGCCAAUAUUUCUUCUGCCGAAAAUGGGAUCUACUCCUGUCGAGCUGAGAAUGUGGCAGGAGCAGUGGAUAGCUCAACAAACUUCCUACUCAAUGUUCAAGCUCCCAAUACCCCGCAUUUAUUGGAGGAUCGAUUCACGGCAUAUAAACUGGUCCUAAAGAACAGCCCCGCCCGUCUGGAUUGCGCAUUCCGAGGGGCAAGCCGAAUCGAUUGGUUCUCCAACUAUGAAAAACUGUCCAACACAUCCAGACAUAAGGUUUACAACAAUGGGUCGCUGUAUUUUCCGAAAGUGAGAGCGGCAGAUGAAGGCAGCUACCGAUGUGAGGGCCUCAGCGACAAGGAGCCUGCCCAGACCUUCACCUCCGAGCUGGUCCUUGUGUCCCUGGGAGAAAUUACAUCAGAGACGUUUGAGCCUCGUCUCAGGGCUAAUUAUCCCGUUGUUGUACCUGUCCAUGAAAAGUUUGAGGUCAAGGUCUUCCCACCAGAGGGAAAGCCAAAACCAUCAUUUCGAUUCCUGGACCGAAAUGACCUGGUGGUUGCCUCAGCGGGACCGAUACAUGUGGAUGGCAACAAGCUGGUGUUCGAGAAGCCACAGGAGAUCGACUCGGGCAACUACACCUUCAUCAUCAACAACACCGCAGGAGAGAAGAAGAAGAGUGUCUGGAUCAUGAUAUCAGUGCCACCCUACAUCAGCCGUUCCCCCCAGCCCAAGGAAGUGGAGGAGGAUGAGGGGGUUGACUUCAACUGCCAGGUGGUCGGCACCCCCUACCCCGUCACCACCAUCACCUGGCUCAAGGACAACAGCCCCAUACAUGUGGGUUCUCCACGCCAUAGGAUGAAUCAGCAGUCUGGCGACCUUCAUAUGUCCAAGGUCAUUCUUGAAGAUGCAGGUGACUACGCAUGUGUGGCAGCAACUGAAGGUCAUCCUAUCGUUGUGUCCAGUCGAGCCUAUCUCAAGGUCAAAAGGAAGCUGAAGUUCAGCCCUCAGCCCCAGAACACGCUCCUUGAGCUGCAUGGCUAUGGAAAGGUAGAGUGUCGUGCGGAGGCUGAGACUAGACCUGCCAUCACAUGGGUCAAGCAUGGACCAACCAACCUGGACUCGCUGGAUCAUGUGUAUCAGGAACGCGGAACGCUGUUCUUCCGCAAUGUCCAGAUGACAGACGCUGGAUACUACACCUGUCACGCCACAUCAGGCCAGGUGUUCAUAAACACUACCAUCUUCAUCAAGGUUGUUGAGCGUCCCAAGUUUGCAAUCCGUCCUGAAAACACAACAGCAUUUGAAGGCCACUCUGUGAUGAUCCACUGUCUGACUCUUGGCGACCCCAAACCCCAGGUCGUCUGGGAGCGGAAUGGGGAUCUCAUCCCCCUCGAGUCCCCGAGAUACAAGGUGUUCCCAAAUGGCACCAUCCUGAUUGAGAAGGUGUUCAUGGAGGACAAAGGGAAAUAUGGUUGUGCUGCCAACAAUACAGCAGGUGUCGUCCGUGCCGAAGUCUACCUUCGAAUCACAGAUGAGGUUGAAAGUUUCAACAUGAUGAAGACCAUCAUCAUCGCAGUGUGCAUUGCUGGUGCAUACUUAGCCCUGGUCAUCUCCCUCACGGCAUUCUGCAGUUACCGUCUGCUGCUACAGAGGAAGAAGAGGAAGGGGCUCAUGAAGGCAGAGAAUGGCGAUAUCAACCGUGAACAACAUGAAUUACUGAUGAAGGAUCGAGACUCCGGGACCCAGUUUCGCAGUGACAGUGACAAUCGUUCGCACGUCUCCGGCAUGAGCUCACACCAGUCACAUUCAUCCCAGUCCCAGCAGUCCCGGAGCAGACGGUCAAGCUUUGACCGCUAUCACUUCCCACGCCAGGAUCUGCAAACUCUGGGCAUGAUAGGGAAAGGACAGUACGGCGAUGUGUUUCUGGCCAAGGCACGAGGUAUUCGACAAACUGAGAUAGAAACACUAGUAGUGGUCAAAUCUUUAUUGAUGAAAGACGAACACACAUUUUUCAACUUUCGGCAAGAAAUGGACAUGUAUAGCAAACUUGACCACCCGAAUAUUGUGCGUCUGCUUAGCGUUUGCCGGGAUAUGGAGCCUCAGUUUCUCAUCACAGAAUAUUGUGACUGGGGCGACCUGAAACAGUUUCUCCUGGCUACAAGAAGUGACAAUGGUCGCCGCCCUGCACGGGUCCCACAUCUCACCACCCAGCAGAAAGUAAGUAUGUGUCACCAGGUGGCUCUAGGAAUGGAGCAUCUGACAAAUCAACGAUUUGUUAACAAGGACCUUGCAUGUCGAAACAUUCUCCUCACUUCGCGGCUGGACCUGAAGAUCUCCAAUUUAUCGUUGUGCUUGGAUGUGUACGUUAAUGAAUACUGCCCCCAUAAUGGAGUUCUCCUACCGUUGCGGUGGCUGCCCCCAGAGGCAGUGCACGAGGAGGAAUACACCUCCAAGACUGAUGUGUGGUCGUUUGGUGUUCUUCUGUGGGAGGUGUUUCACUUAGCCGACCUUCCGUACAGACUGAAGAGUGACCAAGAGAUUCUCAAGGAGUUGAAAGGGGGAGAAAUGUCGCUAGAAUUUUCAGAACAAUGUCCUCUUGAGAUAGCAGACAUUGCCAGAAAGUGCAUGACAGAACUGCCACAAGACAGACCAUCAUUCAGUGACCUUUGCAUAUCCAUCAGACUGCUGGACAGUUCUUUCUGACUAGCACCGGGGAGUGGAGGUGGACCAUCUACAGAGGACCGCAAUAGUCUUCAGCCGGACCUUGGGGAGUACCUGCUUUCCCCCAAGGCAAGCGAUCACCACCGGAACAGAUCGGAGCUGCUCCCAGACGGGUCAGAUUCGCAGCUCGGACUCUACUCCCAAUCAGAAUACUCGUCAGAUUCUCAGUCAUCAAGAGUGUUGGACAGGGAUGCGAGGGGCAAGAUGGAUCCACCGCCUCGGUUGGUUGUUCAGUUGCCUCCAUCACAGACGGACUCUGUCUGAUACUCCACGUAAGACCCGAAGCUGUGACAAUCAGACUCUGAUCGAGACGAUUACAGUACAUUCAGACAGUACUUCUGUGAUUUCUGGGGCUAAAGUAUUUAUUCUGACAUUUUUGAUGUGAUGGAGGGUAGUUUACAUCAACUCAUAGAGCAGGGGUAUGGUGGAACCAGCCCACAGAUGGACUUGAAGGUCAUGUGACUGUGUUCAUGUCAGGUGAUCUGUCAUGUGACUGUGAUGUGUGAUAUAUAAAUAGCUCCUUGUGACUGUCACCACAGUGACUGAGUGUGAAGUAUUGACUAUAUGACAAAUUUCAACAAUCAGACUUCAAUCCAAUAAUGACAAUCUUUAUUAUGUUUACAUUUUGUUUGCAUUUUGUCAUGAAAGAAACAAAGUAUUAUUGAAUCUUGAAUGAAUUUGUUUACAAUUUUUACAAAUGUUGACGGAAUGCAAAAUGAAUUUGAAAGGGUAAAUUACUUGCUCCAUGUGAGUGAUGCAGUGCUUAAAAAGUAAUAUAUUUGUAUGAGGCACUGUGGGUAGAUGGAGCCUUGCCUCCGUACCACAGUCUUCUAGCUUGUCUGUGCUACAGUGCUGGUGUCUGGAGCAACCCCAGAUGUAGAUAUUGAAGCAGACGUCGCUCCAGACGGCCAGCAGACGUCAGUCUAUGCUACAGUCAUGUUUAGGUGUAUAAAAUCAUUGUAGAUGGAACUAUUCCUGUGAAGGACAUUGCACUCCGACUGCUUGAAUGGUCUUCAUGAUAAUAUGGCUAGGUAUUUGACAUAAUUUCUUGACUAGUUAUGUGAGUGUAUGUUUUUGUUUUUUAUUCAGUUUACAUGGUGCUGACUGCCUUUUCCUCAUUUUCCAGAAUCUUUCUGCUUUGUUAAUAUGACAAUGGUAGCAUUUUCUGGGUAACUCAGAUGUUUCAAGUGCAGAAAUAUAGAUAUUUCAUGACUUGGUGUUUUUGAAAUUUCAUUAAAAUCAUGAUAACAAGAACUAUCCAUUUGCUUUUGCAACGACACAUCCAGCAUAAUAUGUUGUUAAUUCUAAAGAUAAUUGUAGCAUAAUGCAGUAUGUCUCAUAUUUCACGCGAUCAUGUGUCUGACUUGAAAAAUAUAUAUUGUGUUACGUCUGCUUAUAUGGUAACUUAGCACCAUUGAUAUUUGGGUCAGUCAAAGAUUCCAUUGUUGUCUCAACAGCUCUCAGUUUUAGCUCAAACCAGUGCUCAUAGUUGGGAGGGACAAGCGUCCAAGUCAUGCAUAAUAUAAACAUAUCCCAUAUGUCAUAGAGUGUACAUACACAUCAUGUGAUCAUGUCAUGUGACCAAAGUUGAGUGUACGUUCUCUUAGUGCCAAAUGAACAUCGUGUAGACUGCAGAAACUUGUAGUGGGACACUAGCUGACACAAUGUACGUGCCUUUUUUUGUGAACACUUCCCCCAAAUAUGCCACAAUCCACUGAAAUCCACAGAACACUCCAUUAUGGCAACACUCUAUACAUGGUCUUAGAUUUUAGGUGUUUUUGAAAUGUCCUGUAAAUUUUGUCAAAAGAAAAACUAUCUGUGUUCCAUGUUGCUGCAUGUACUUGCUUUUAGUUGUAACUGUUGUCAGUAAAGUGGAACAUUUCACUGAUUUUAUGGAAUGUACACGAUUUAAAUGUUCAAGGCUAUAUCAAAUUAAGUCUCAACAUGGCCGCCAUGUCGCUGUCGUUUUUGGACCAAGUUUUCUUCUCAUGACGUUAUGGACUCAGAGCUGUAACCUGUCUCAUGGGCUCUGCAUCUGUCCUGGAUACUGUGUUGGAAGUGGGCUGUGAUGUAAAUGUAGGAAACUAGGUCUGCUUGUUCAGUCCAAAUAUCGGCUGGAGAUUAAGUCUUUCAGUAGCAAUAUGCCUUCUGAGGCCACCACGGAAACAAUGGCAGUUUCGUGCAAGCCAGUCUUGGUUUUAAAUGUUGGUUUGGUAGUAGGGAUUUCUGUUUAUGAUGGCAGAUCCUGUUAAUGUUGACAGACAUAUCACUGCUACAAAAGUAACAGUGUGGUUUUAUCUGGAGCUUUGAGAGUGAAAACAACAUGGGUUUCAGAGUGUAGAUGACACUUUGUGAUUAGCAAUGACUGCCAUGCUUGGGUCAGAGAGCAGGUUGACUGUAGCAAACAAUGAACAUAGGCCUUAUAUCCUGGGUUUAUCCUGUAGAUCUUCAUCUCAUGGCCCAGGUUAACUGUAUGACUGCUUUGAAAUGUUCCCAUGUUCCCAGCUGUUUAUGCCCGACUGUUCAGCUGUGUAUGUCACCCAAUGUACAUAUCAGCUUCUGGUCAACGAGACUACCCCACUUCAAGCGUUCUUUUACACCCCUUGAAGUCAAAUCCCAGUCUUCUACAGUCCAAUGGAUCUAGAUAUCCUUCUGUGAAGUUGUACAUGGUGCAGACGUUCACCAUCCUUUCCACUUUCUAUUCUACUGAAUGCUUGUUUCAAAAUUCAACAUUUCUAUUUAGUAUUUGUCCAACAGACAUUGUUGUACCAUUGAGGUUUCUAAUGCAACAUUUGUGCCUAUAUCUGUUGCUCCAGCUUGCACUGUAAGUGUUGAAUGACUGUGUCUGUGGCUACAACCUUCACUAUCAGAUGAUGGCACUGACAGUUAGCUGUGUAUAUAUUGCCUUAUUAUUUGAAAUAAACCUGAUAUCACUAAA
Messenger RNA from Haliotis rubra (blacklip abalone), 6278 nucleotides. RefSeq names its product inactive tyrosine-protein kinase 7-like. Gene Ontology annotation, molecular function: protein kinase activity; cell-cell adhesion mediator activity; ATP binding. NCBI's taxonomy places the organism in Eukaryota, Metazoa, Mollusca, Gastropoda, Lepetellida, Haliotidae. The record is from RefSeq and is a predicted model, not a curated record. Bases 86 to 3322 code for a protein of 1078 amino acids. The transcript has 17 exons. Gene Ontology annotation, cellular component: axon; plasma membrane. Gene Ontology annotation, biological process: homophilic cell-cell adhesion; protein phosphorylation; dendrite self-avoidance.